Molecule: messenger RNA, 2392 nt
Organism: Anguilla rostrata (American eel)
Lineage: Eukaryota; Metazoa; Chordata; Actinopteri; Anguilliformes; Anguillidae
Exons: 3
Coding region: 1693-2208 (171 amino acids)
Source: RefSeq, a predicted model, not a curated record
AUGAACCGACCUGGCUGAUAAUCACCGGCGAUAUUCUAACAGGUGUUUCCAGUUCACUUCUGAUACUUUUUCCCGAGAGUCACAUGGCCGUGACGUCAUGUGGAAUGCCUGAGUUCGGGAAACUCGGCGCCGGAUCUGUUCAACUUGUCACUGUCAUUAAAGAUAAUAAGAAGAAAUGUCGUUUUUAUUUUGUUGUCGUUCGUCUUGCCUUUCCACAGUAGAUGAAUCUGCGGAAAGCAGCGCGGAGGUAUGAAACCCUUAACAGCCAAUACGAUUGGGAUUCUCCGAAUUGUAAUUUUGACGUAAAAAAUCAUAUCAGUUCUCAACAUACGUAUUCUUCUUGGGUUCUUAUACAGUCCUGUGGGUAAUACUGUUGAUGGCACUUCCUUGAUGCUUAGCGACUGGUAGGCAAGUUUAAAAUUAAAAGUAAGGUAACAAAGUGAAGAACUGUAUGCACUUGUCAUAAUGAAAAUACAAGCCUACAAAGUAUAUAGUGCAUCUGGAAGUGGCUACAACUUGAGACAUUGAGGUGAUAUGAAUUUCGGUAUUCCCUGCUUUUGGUUUUCGGAAAGCGCCGCGGCCGUGUGAUAUUGCUCCAGCCUUAAAGGAGUACCAUGGUGAUUUUCACACUUUCUCGGUUUUAUGUGCUAUUUGCACAAGAGGCAUUGAAGAAACACAGUGAGUAAAGUAUUAAAUAUGCCCGUUCUGUAUUUUUGGAGAAAUAUGCGUUUUAAAUUUAUCGUCCUAUUUUCAACCGGUUGAGAAAGUUGUCAACUUGGUGCGUCACGGGUGCUCACAUGCGGAUCCAACUUGUUUAAUAAGGCGCAACUGUGCCCGAGACCCACCAAAGGGACAGGUGCAUCCCCCGUCCACUGUAUGAUGUCAGACCCAAGAACGUUGCCUGUGAAAUGGCAGAAAGAUUGUCACCCAGAUUUCAUAGAAUAACAUAGUUGUUACAUAAUUCGUUAACGAGCUGAUCCUUUUCCACAGAUUGAUUGGUCACUGGAAUUCUGUAAUGCAGCACUAUAACCAUGUCUCACUGUACAGUGAAAUUGAAUAGUCCCACACUGUCCUGUGCUGUAACCCUGUGUGUGUACAGAGCUGUGCUGUAUUGCUGUGAUGUAACCCUGUGCAUGAGAGAGAUGUGCUGUACCCCUGCGCAUGUACAGACCUGUGCUGUAACCCUGUGCAUGUACAGAGCUGUGCUGCAACCCUGUGCAUGUUCAAAGCUGUGCUGUAAUACUGUGCUGUAACCGUGUGCAUGUACAGAGCUGUGCUGUAACCCUGUGCAUAUACAUAGCUGUGCUGUAAUGCUGUGCUGUAACCCUGUGCAUGUACAGAGCUGUGCUGUAAUGCUGUGCUGUAACCCUGUGCAUGUACAGAGCUGUGCUGUAAUGCUGUGCAUAUGCAUAGGUGUGCUGUACCCCUGUGCAUGUACAGAGCUGUGCUGUACCCCUGUGCAUGUACAGAACUGUGCUAUAACCCUGUACAUGUACAGAGCUGUGCUGUAAUGCUGUGCAUGUUGGAGCUGUGUUUUAACCCUGUGAAUUUCAGAGGCAGCCCAUUCUUCCAGCAGCAUCAGCCAGGCAGUCCCCCGCAUGUUUAGACACAGUUCUCAGUCAGAAAGGAAAAAUACUCACCAAGCUGGUGGGGGUCUCAGAGCUGGAUCAGCACUUUGCGGACAUUCGCGACAUGUUUAACCAGCAGCUGGGACACUACGAGACCAUGACCAAAACCUUGCAGGCACUGAGGGGCAGCUACGGCUGUUCCAAUGGAAACAGUUUCUCAGAGUGCCUUAAGAGGAUAAUGGAGGAGCACUGUGCAGCCGAGGUCAGCCUGCAGGUGAGGGGCUUUGAGCUGACCCUCGCGGUGUCGGGCGAGCUGUCCGACCGCCUGCAGCGGACGCAGGAGCAGGUGAGGUCGCUGGGUCAGGCGGCGACGGCCGUGCUGGCGGCGGGGCCCAAGCUGAAGAACAUGACGGGCUGGGUGCUGCAGGAGGAGGCGCAGCAGGCGGAGCGCGUGAGGGAGGCCAGCGCCUCCCAUCAGGAGCACCGCCGCUUGGAGGCCAACCUGAGGGAGAACCUGCAGGACGUGCGCCGCGUUGGGGAGCUUUCUGCCAGCUACCGAAAGGAGGCCGACGCCUUCCUCAAGGAGGCCAUCGCACUCGCCCACACCCUGAGCACUGAAGACUCCACACCCGCACCCUGAGCACUGAAGACUCCACACCCGCACCCUGAACACAACUAGACUCCACACCUGCACCCUGAACACAACUAGACUCCACACCUGCACCCUGAACACAACUAGACUCCACACCUGCACCCUGAACACAGACCAGACUUUACCUGCACCCUGAACACAGACCAGACUCCACACCUGCACCCUGAGCACA